AUGCUGCGAAGAAAGGAAAACAUGGAUUCGGGUAAAGACAAAACGAAUCCAAUGAGGGAUGUGAAUUUUAAACGGCAGAAAUUAACUGAUGGGGAAGACUUCUGUGCCUCUGCAACGCUGCGGCAAGCUCAUGACAACAGCCGUAGUGGGGAAUGUUUACGUAAAAAUGGACACGCCAAGGGAAGCAGGCGCUCCAGUGGAAGUAGUGAAAGGGAAGACUGCUUUCGGGGGAAUCGCACAAAUCUGUGCAACAACGUGGUGAAGACAAAAAUGGAAAGCACCACUUCGGUGAACACUAAAAUGAAGAGCAUCGCACGGGGGGGUAACCACCCCAUUGAUUACCAAAAUGGUUACCCCAACAGUGCACACACGCUUGAGCAGGAAUCGGACAUGGUAAUGGGAAAAUACGUGUGGAAGGCAAACAACGCCAGCAACCCUGAACCCCCCACCAUGAACCGCAACCACGUCAGUGAUACGUACAAGGCUCUCAUAAACAUUUGUUUGAGCGAAAUUAAAAAAAGUGCCAACCCGGAAGAUGUGGACGAUGUGUAUAGGGUCCUUAAAAACAAGGACCUCAUAUUUGAUGAUGACAAAAUGGGCCGUAACGAAAUUGUGAAGAAGAAGGAACAGUUUCCCCGUGGGAGCAGCUCCUCCAGUGGGUCAAAAUCGUCACCCCGUACACAUGCAAAACGUUGGGAUAACACUGAAUGUGUCGACAAGGGUGAGAGAGUGCCCAACUACCAAGUAAAUAGCAGGAAGAACAAACGGAGCAAUAGCGGGAGAAGUGCUGCCCUGAUGAACUACCAUGGGGAAGGCACCAAGGGGGAUGACAACCAGUGGAGUGAUGACGAAGAGGAGGGUGUCCAAUAUGACCAGUCCGGCGUCAAACAUGUUGCACUGCUGGGUGGUAGUACACAUGAAGGGGCUGAAUUGGACGAACAUGAUGUAGCUGGUUGCGCGAAGAAGAAGCUCAAAACGGACAUGGACAGAAGCAUCACCACAGUUAAACGCACCAAUCGAUAUGGAUUUAGAGGAACCCCCCUGGUGAGAGCCACCACUAGGGAAAAAAUCGAAUCGGACAUGUACAACAUUUUCAAGGGGGUUAUCAACAUGCUCACAUGCAAAUACCCGGAGCAUAAUAUAAAGGAGUUCUUCUUCAGCAGUCAGGACAGACUGAAAGAAGAAUAUGAAAGCAACAAAAGUAAGUCUAUACAAAUAACUCGGUACGAGUCGAACAGGUGUAAUAACAUCUACACGAAAAUCAAGCAGGAACUCUUCUACAUUACAAGGAACACUAAACUAAGAAACCACAUAACUAACACAAGGUAUAUGUUUGAAAUUUACAAUUAUUGUGUGAAGAAUAUUAAGAGAAAUAUAACUGUCCUUUCUCAUUUUAUCCCAAACAAGAAGGACUACAAGUUCAUUACAAAAAUGAGGUUUAACAACAACUGCGAGAAUGUAAUAACCUCUGGAAAGGAUGGCUACAUAAAAAUCUUCCAUGCCAUGACGGGGAAUUUAAUCCUCUGCAUUAAGGCGCAUAGAAAUGCCAUCACCGAUUUUGACGUUCACCGAUCGGAUAAGUAUAUACUCUCCUGUGAUGAAAAAGGGGUCGUCAAAUUUUGGCUGAUUGAUAAGCACAAAUUUAAGACGCUCUUCACGUAUAGAAGAACCUUUCUAAUGAAGAAGGUGCAGUUCUUUUAUCACGAAAAAGGAAACAACCAAAAUUCAAAUGGAAGAAGUGAUACCUACAAAACGUAUGCCGUCUGCUCCACCAACUCCUACUUCUUCAUCAUCACAUUCGAUGACCUCAGUAAUGACUCCCAUUUGUUGUACUCCAUGGAUAUGAAUCUCGGAUCCGUUAAAUUUUUCCCCUACAUUCAAUUUGCCUAUUCGCUAAGUUAUAACGUGUCCCCCUAUAUGUACAACUCUUUGAUCCUGUCCAAUGGACCCAUAAAAGGGUUAAAGAAUUGUUACCUCAUGUUUAUUAACACGUCUAAUCAGUGCGUCGACAAGUACUGUGAGAAGAAUGAUUUUUCUAACACGACGAAUUAUAAGAGGAGGAAGAAAAAACUCAUGUUUCUUCUACUUACGUCGAAACCGUACUACGAUGAGGAGGAACGAUGUGACGAUCUGCUCAGCAUCACCCCGAAUGACGUGAACAUAAUAAAAUAUGUGAACAAAAUUGAUGAGAGCAAGUACAAGUCUUCCCAGACGGAUGACGUUAUCGAGUUAACCGACAAAGGAGAGAAAAAAAAACAAAAAAUGAGUGAAGAAGAUCUUUCCUACGCUAAAAUUUUCCACUGCUUUGAGAUCAACAUUUUGCAAGAUAAUGCCAAGAAGGAUAUCGGAUUUUCCCUCUUCAAACGGUUCGAAGAUUUUAACGAGGAAAUUGUUCGCUUCGCCUUCUCCAACCGAUCUGCUGACUUCCUCACUGUGCAGUUCAGCGGUUCUAUAUUUCUGUGGCACUUCCAGAGCUACCUCGACGAACAGGCACUUGCCAGGGGAGGUAGGAAUUCUACCCACCGUAAAAGUGCUAACAAUGGUAGACGUAACAAAAUCAACGUUUGCUGCUUCUACACGUCGCUUUACGUCGAAUUUUUCCUCGAGUCUUUAGCCCUCAACGAGAGCAACAAGGCCAAAGGGGGGAGAACCGACCUGGGGGGCUCCCAGGGUAGGGGCGAUGACGCACGGAAGCCAACCGAUAAGAUAAAUCCCAAGGGUAACGGAAACAACAAUGGAACAAACGACGUGAAUGAUGAAAACGAGUACGAUAAUUUGUUUGUUAUAUCUUCUACGUCCUGUUCGUCGUAUUGCUACUCCUCCAGUGGGAAGGAAAACGUGCCAAGGGUCAACAGGGAGAAGGAGCUGAAGAAGAAGCGACUCCUUAAGGCGCAGCGGGAGCUUAACCUUGGAGGGAGUGCAGCACUGGGUAGGAAGGUCCCCGAUGAGAAGGAUAAAUCAGGAGCAGCCAAUAAUGUAACCGAUGGGGCCACCAGCACGAUCGGCGUAGACCCAGUUGAAACGAACAACGGCAGCGUCAUCAUGGAGAGCGUCGUCCACAGUAGUGGUAGCGGUAGUGCCAGUGGGAGGAGGAAGACAAAUCAAAAUAAUAGACUCGACACGAACCGCUUCACAACGAACCGCCUUCACACCAACCAGGCCACCGAAAAAAGCAGCACACAGUGUGUAUACAAUGAGAAGGCAAACAACAAGCCAAAAAUGAGAGCCAAAAAGUUAAACUACAAAAUUAGUAACGUCUCCUUUAACAUGUCUGACGAGUAUCUCAUCGUGGCUGACGGCAUAACGAACAAAUCCAACUCUUCCAAGGAAGAUACCUUUGCGGUGACCAUGAAGACCAACUUGUCUAUAUUCUGCUUAAGAACCUACGAAGAAAUAAAAAACUUCGACCUAAAAAAAUGCAACAGCUAUGUCAGUUUUAUCAAGCCAAAUCCCUUCUUCACAGAUGUAGUUCUCUUUGCCUGUUUUAGAAAAUACAUUUAUUUGUUAAAUGUUCAGAAGAAGAAAAUCAUAAAAAAGUAUUCUUACGAUAGUGAGUUGAAAAACCUAAGUGCGGAGUGGAGUCAAAAUGGCUACCUAUUCAUCGUCUCCCACAAUUAUGGCUACUUUUCCAUUUUUACACUGAACAGAAAUGCCUCCUACAAGUUAACCCUAUCUGAUCAAAUCACUUCGUACCAACUUUGCUCCUUCAACGAACCCAGCCUUAAUGAGGUGACAGACAAUUACGAUAAUAUGAAUUCCCUGCCUGACGUUUUUAUGUAUGAUUCUUUUGACGCAAAUAAUGUGGAGGACGCUGUGGACGUUGUGAGAUUUAACAAUGGUGCGGCAGGUGUAACUGCUCCAAGGGGGUUCCUAUUCCCGGAGGGGAUAAACAAUUCGCCCAGUUUUCACACCGCUUUGGAAGUCGCAGGGGUAGGUGGAAGCUUCAGCAACAAUUGGAGCGGAGCCACCGUCAUUGGUGUCACUACAAGGAGCGGACCUACCACCAGGAAUGGACCCACGACGAGGAGUGCAACAAACACCAGAAGAAAUGGAACCACUAGGAGGAAUGGACCUACUACGAGAAAUGGAACCGCUUCACGCAACGGCGCCGAUAGAAGCGAAGGGAGAAGAACCACCCGGAGAAGCAACCGAAUCAUAGAGGACAGCUCGGAACUCUCCUGCUCGGCCAACUCGAUUUACACGCUCUACACGGACAGCAACUCGAAGAACUCCAAAAAUUCGGCACAAAAUGGGGAAAAAGCAAACGCGUCCGAUGAAGGGAGCGAGAAGAGCCCCAAUGAUGAAGUGAAAAUCAUCGACAAAGACAGCUUCCAAGGAAGGGAAGACAAGCACGUUAUCAAUUUAGAAAACAUCCCCUCUAACAAGGACGAAGUGAUUAAUGUAGAGGAUGUGCACCGAGAGUGCAUUAAAAAUAAUUCCACCCGGAAAAAGGAAGUCAUUAACCUUGAUAGCGUCCUGAAUGACAACUACUCCUACGCGUUUAGGAGUAAAAGGACGGCAAGGAACAGAUCCACCGGGUUGAAUGUGGGAACCAGGUCAAGUGCAGCCAACACGGAAAAUGCGCCUAGGAGGAAGAGGCUUCAUAUAGCUAGAAAGGAAGAUACACAAAAUUUAAGUAGUAACUCGAAUGACCACACCAGUGGAAGUGACAGCGGAAGGGAUGCUAUUUCAGGAGGAAGUUCCAAUGGGGAACACACAUACCGUGCUAGGAAGAACCCUUUCCUACCAAUGAAAAAGCGAAACAGAAAUGUGGCAUCCUCAAAUUAUAAAUCCAAAAUAGAUAAACACGAUGAGUGCUUGUUAACUGGAGGUUCCCACGCAAGGGAAGGAUCACAAUACCCCUACGACGUCAGCAUUAGCAAAUUGAAGGAAUUCUUCAAUGGAGACAAACGGAAGGAAAACGAACAGUUCGUGAAAAGGGAUCGGUACAUGAGUGAUUGGGACACUGAUUUCGAAAAAUGUAGUUCCAUUAAUUUUUUUAGUGACAAUUCAAAUUAUGGCAGUUAUUCUGAUGAUCUGUUUGUGGACACAUCGGAAGGGGCCAGGAUUGGUUCCCUCCAUAGUGGGCACCACAGACCAUUCGAGUCGGACCUACAUGGGGACGUAAAGCAUGUUAGUAGGGGAGGCAACCCAGAUGAUCCCCCCGAUGGUGAAUCGCGGAAGGGAAGGUGGAGGGCACAUUGUUCAAGCAGCAUGUGGUCAUUCAAGCGGGGCGCCAAGGGGGGAAGGCACCCCUGGAGUAGUAGCGUCAGUAGUACCACCCCCGAUGGUGGUAGUAGCCAGGAGGACGAUUAUGAUAACCACUACGAUGGAUGGCCAGGCGAACCUGAUCCAGGUGACAGCGGAAUGGCUCCCAAGCGUACCCCCCGCCGAAAGAACAAACUGCGAAAGGAAGGAAGCAACCCCUGCCUGCUAAACUUCACAAACGAAAACAUUCUGGUGGACAAGAAAUUUAAGAUAUACGAACAGCACCUGCAACCGCUGCUUCCAAAGUUUUCUAGCUUCAAUUGUAAUAAGAGCUACCUGGAUAGGAUUGGGACUUCCCCGGUGGAUCCCAUAUGCGUGCAGCUGAAUUACUUGGCCCAGAUGUGCCGCAGAUUGAAGAGGGAGAACAGCAUAAAUCUAAAGUCCCUUCUUACGUUUGACCUUCUGUACAAGGCGUUAAUUAAUUAUGGAGGAAGUGGCGGUGCACACAGUACGUGCGGUGCUGCCCCCACGUGGGAUCACAAUAAAUGGUUCAGCAACAGAGGGGCAAACCAAACCCACGGUAGUACCUUCGCAGAGUUGAUGGGCGAGUAUAGAAGCAGCUCAGUUAGUGAUGGACACCAUUGCGGAGUCGAUAUGGAAGAGCGUCUUACCCACCAAGCAGCCAACGCGAAGAAACACUUCCAGGUGGUAAAUAGCUUGGGGGAGGAGGAACUCCUACCCAGGAUGCCCACCCAUAGGAAGAAUGAGAAAAGUGAGGCAUUCCUCCGGCUAUUGCGGGGUUGCGCGAGGGAUAAAGUCGGAAAUGCAUUCAGCAGUAACACCUAUAGUGGUGGAAGGAACAUGGAGGACCCCCCCUCCGAACCGGACAAAGAUCCCUCAGUUAAGCAGAACCCCUUCGGUGCAUCGCUCAGCAAAUGCAUAGAAACAUUCAAGCGGAAAAGCACCCUUGGGGAUAAGUACAAGAUGUGCUAUGUGAACGCCAUGCGGGUCGGUCGAUCGUACAAACGGUUCAUAAGUGUCAGUUCAAUCUGUGACAGUAGCAGAGAAGGGAAAAGGACCCCCGCAAGGAACCCAUUCGCAAAUCAGAUGAAUGAAAUGAGCCAAUCGCUGCUCUACCAAGUGUUGAAAAAGUUCCCCUGCAGAGAAGAAGAAGAUAUAGAUGCAUUUAUCUAUUAUAAGAAGAAAUCCUACGCAGAAAAAAACAUUAAAGAGGUUCUUCAGUCGUACUUGACGCACUACACUAACGUGGACAGAAACAUGAGACAGUAUGACCAUAGACUGUUCAUCUACACAAACGACAACAGAAUGCUUUUUAUGAAUUCCCACACGAUGAAAUUACUGAAAGUGUUAGAAGAGAAUUAUUGCAAAAGCUUAAUUAGAGAAAGCUUCAACCUCAUGAAUAAUUGCCAGUUGAAGGGAAGAAACUGCAUUAUUAAAAAUAUCGAUGGGAUCACCAACUGUAGCUUCCUGAACCCAUAUUCUUUGUAUCUAAGGUCCACUGGAAAUUAUGAUUUCAUAAGCUCAAGAAAUGUGCAAAAUUCUCUACUCUCCAGUUACGCUAGGUACAAUGAAUUAUUUGCCAUGUUCAGAGGUAGUAUGCAAGUGAACAACAAUCUAGGUAGUGCAGUUAGUUCACGCAACAUUGCCAAUGGGGUUAACGAUGCUAGUUUUGGUAACGUUACCAAUACGAAUAGCACGAUCAACGUUACGAACUUUUUAUUAAACUACGAAAACGUUUUAAGCUCAGGAAGGAAUACAGACAUAGCUGUGAUAAGUGAACAUUCCUCAGUUUUUACAAGUGAUCAAUCAGCCAAUUUUUUCUCAGAAGAUGAAGAAGACGAUGAUGACGACUAUGACGAUGACGAUUAUGUGAAUGACGAUUAUGACUUUGGUUACCAUCCCGCUUCGACUUCCUAUUCCAGAAGGAACAACAGAAGGAACACACGCAGGGCAAAUAAUACCAGAACUCCAAAAAGAACCACCAACAACAGUAGACGUUCAAACAGAACACGCAACAAUAAUAAUAACACUCCUAGAAGGACCUCCGCUAGGAAUAAAAAAAAUAAUGAAAAGAAAAAUUACAAUUGCGAUGUGGUCACCCACGUCAAUGUAAGAAAAAGCGACCGCCUACGGAAUAAGGAGAUUAGCAGACGGGAGAACAACGCUGGGGGAGGGAGCAUCAACAAUGGGGAUGAUGAUUCGCUCAACAACCAUGGGGAUGACUUUUUCAAUAACGGAAGCAGCAGCAGGCAACUCAGGAACAACACGUCCAACUAUUCCAGAAGCCGGUACAACACCAGGUCGUCCAACAUAAACCGGGACUUUACCUGA
Messenger RNA from Plasmodium coatneyi, 7560 nucleotides. RefSeq lists its product as uncharacterized. The transcript has 2 exons. Bases 1 to 7560 code for a protein of 2519 amino acids. NCBI's taxonomy places the organism in Eukaryota, Apicomplexa, Aconoidasida, Haemosporida, Plasmodiidae. Gene Ontology annotation, molecular function: protein binding. The record is from RefSeq and is a predicted model, not a curated record.